CUGGGUAACGGUAAAGGGGGGCUCGGCUCGGAGAGAGGUACUAUAAUCACAUGACCGCUGCUCAUCUCUCUGUGUUUGGAUAUAACACCAUCAUCUCCUCUUGGACCCACAGCGAGAAUCCCUCAGCAGUCAACUAAAAGCAGAUUUACGGUGAAAGUGAACGGGAGUCGACAUGUCAGACGUAGUUCCUCCAGAAGUGAGACCCAAACCAGCUGUCCCCGCCAAGCCCCCAAAUGUGGGAGCUCCUUCCCCCUCCAGCCCCUUCCCACCCCAGGGCCCGGGUAUCGGAGGAGGCGGCAGCGUUUCAGGGCUUCCUCCAAGCGCCAUUCCUGUCCCCAUUGUGAAUCACGGCCAUAGUGUGGGUCAUAAUAUUGGUCAUGGUGUGGGCCACGUUGCGGGCCAUGUCGGAGGUCACACUGCCGCACACAACGGAGGCCACGGUCACGGAGGGUCCCACAGCUCGGGCGGGGGAUCCACUCUGCUGGGAUACAUUGGUAUUGACACCAUCAUUGAGCAGAUGAGGAAGAAAACCAUGAAGACAGGCUUUGACUUUAACAUCAUGGUUGUUGGUCACAGCGGUCUUGGAAAGUCAACUCUGGUGAACACCCUGUUUAAGUCCCAGGUGAGCAGGAGGAGCGCAGGGUGGGCUCGUGAUGAGAAGAUCCCCAAAACUGUAGAGAUCAAAGCAGUGUCUCAUGUCCUUGAGGAGGGUGGUGUGAAGAUGAAGCUGACAGUCGUCGACACUCCAGGCUUUGGAGACCAAAUCAAUAACGACAACUGCUGGGAGCCCAUUUCCAAAUACAUCAAUGAGCAGUAUGAGAAGUUCCUAAAGGAGGAGGUCAACAUCACCAGAAAGAAGCGCAUCCCUGACACCAGGGUGCACUGCUGUCUGUUCUUCAUUACUCCGACUGGACGCUCUCUCCGUCCACUCGACCUUGAGUUCAUGAAGCGCUUGAGUCACUCGGUCAACAUAAUUCCUGUGAUUGCGAAAUCUGACUCAAUGACCAUUGAGGAGAGACAGGAGUUCAAACAGCGGGUAAGGAAGGAGCUGGAGAUGGCUGGGAUUGAGUUUUACCCACAAAAAGAGUUUGAUGAGGACAUGGAGGACAAGAGUGACAAUGAUAAGAUCAGAGAGGCGAUGCCCUUUGCUGUAGUGGGCAGCGACAAAGAAUAUCCAGUGAAUAACAAACGAGUUCUGGGGAGGAAGACAGCGUGGGGCAUAGUAGAAGUUGAAAACCCCAAUCAUUGUGAGUUUGCUCAACUGAGGGAUUUCCUGAUCAGGUCUCACCUCCAGGAUUUGAAGGAGGUCACUCACAACAUUCACUAUGAAACCUAUCGUGCCAAGAGACUGAACGCGAACGGAGGUCUCCACCCCAUUUCCUCCAAUGACACCCAGGAAAGCAACCUGUAGUCAGUCAGCGUGAGACAGAUGGGAUGAACCUACAUACAAAUAUUGUUAUCAUCGUCACUGUGGCAUUGCUGCAUGCUUGAAAAAUUGGUGUCGUUCAUUCAUGUAAUCUCUUCCGAUUCCUAACUCCACCCAUCGUCUUCUACACUUUCUCCCCAACAAACACAUAUCAAACACCUCUGAUUUCAUUACAAAGUCAUUCCUAUGAACAUUUGGAUGAAAGGGGGGGCAGUCCAAAAACAGAUAACUUAGUGCCAUUAUAAAAUUAACAAUUAUUGACUGCCAAUGCCUUGUAAUUUGUUAUCAUACGGGUUGUAUAAGAUUAGAAAGUGCCACAUUAUUUUAUGAAUGAGAGGCACAUUUUUAAGUUUUAGUAGUGUGAAGCAACCAAUGUCUGAUUUAGACAAAUUAAAUGAUUUUCUCAAAAUAUUUAAACAAUAUAUAAAGUAUAGAACAGAGCAGUAGUUUACAUGGAUUUGGGAAGACUUGCCCUUUUUUAACAGUUAAUUGGACAACGUGCAUCUCAUUUUAAUACCAAUCUAAAAGUCUCUGAAACCACACACCUUUGCUCAUGUUUUUAGUUGUUUGUCUCUGUAGAUUGAAUGCAUUUUGCUCUUCCCCAUUCCCACUGGCCAUUCAUUAAAAUGAUAUUGGCCCAAAAUAAAAAUGAAAGAGUUAUAAGUAUACCUGAUGUUUGGUAAACAGAAAACAUUUGAAAUAUUAUUAAAUAUUAUUAUUAUUAUUAUUAUUAUUAUUAUGUGUUGCAAAGAUUUUUGUAAACAUUGCAGAGCUCUGUACUGUGACCAGUAUUUGUGUCAAUGCCAUUUUAAAAUCAAAUUCAUAUUGUUCACCACUAGGGGGCAUCACUCUUCCAUGUAAAAUGAGUGACUGCUGAGAUUAUUAUUUUAUUUCGUACACAGUCCAGAGUUAUUUCCUGAUGAAGUUUAUAGAGUGUUAAUCCUCCACUCUCAGUGAAAACUAAUACAUCUCUCCAGAUCAGGUUUACAAAUAAUUUAACAUUUUCUCCCGAAUGGUCUGUGCUCAAAGUGUGGGCGCAAUUAUUCCAAAUGAAUUAAUUUAACAUGUUUACCAAGUUUUCUUCACAAAUUCAACAUUUAUACUGUUCUGUCAUGCAUUGCCUGCAGUACAGUACAACAAUGCCAAAACUACAACAAAUUAAAUAUUUUGAUAUUUGUCAAACUCUUUUUGUUUUAAGCUUUAUUAUCAUUUUAAAUGACCAUACACUUUUGUGCGAUUUUGAUGUGUGACUUCUGCAACAAACUGAUAAUAGUUGUCUGUGGUUUUAGUGCAGUGGAAGAUUUCAAGCAGAAAUUUGAAAGUGUUAAUGUGUGCAUGCUUGUGUCCAUAUUGCCUCACAUAUCACUGCAACUUUACAUAAACUUAUCAAAUAUUCCUGAGUGUGUGAUGAGGUCUUAACUACUGGUAACUAAACUAAUAAACCGCUAUCCGUAAUUUAUUUAAUAACCUCUUUUUUCAAAGUUGCUGUGACACAUUGAUAUUGAUAAAAAAGUUCAGUGUUAUAUUGAGGUAUUUAUACAUUAAUGUCUUAUUAUUGUAAUUUAUUCUUUAUUUAAUAAAAGCACAUUCCCAU
Messenger RNA from Trematomus bernacchii (emerald rockcod), 3020 nucleotides. It is a transcript of the gene sept3, whose product is annotated as septin 3. Gene Ontology annotation, biological process: cytoskeleton-dependent cytokinesis. Gene Ontology annotation, cellular component: neuron projection; septin complex; cell division site. The record is from RefSeq and is a predicted model, not a curated record. Gene Ontology annotation, molecular function: molecular adaptor activity; GTP binding; GTPase activity. Bases 173 to 1411 code for a protein of 412 amino acids. The transcript is spliced from 10 exons. Lineage: Eukaryota; Metazoa; Chordata; Actinopteri; Perciformes; Nototheniidae.